Molecule: messenger RNA, 753 nt
Organism: Cylicostephanus goldi
Lineage: Eukaryota; Metazoa; Nematoda; Chromadorea; Rhabditida; Strongylidae
Source: the annotation of a GenBank genome assembly
AUGCGUUAUAUAAAAGUCGAUGACAGCUUAGUAUUUUGUGGCAUCAGGUUUGACUUCUCCGGAUGGCGCAAUUUCAGUGAAUUUUCUCUUAUAGCACAAGAUCUGGGCUUAUACACCAUUUUGAGAAUCGGUCCCUACACCUGUGGCGAAUGGGAAAAUGGUGGUUUCCCGUAUUGGCUUUUGAAUAAAGAGGGUAACAAACCGCGUACGAGCGAGAAAGGAUUCAUGAAAGCUGUGGAAAAAUUUUAUAUGGCACUGCUUCCUGUUAUAAAGCCACUAUUGCGAAAAAAUGGUGGUCCAGUGCUGAUGCUGCAGAUUGAGAAUGAGUACGGUAGCACCUCCUUCUGCGACAGAACUUAUACAACUUGGCUGCGAGACUAUGUUCGCGGUUAUCUAGGCAACGACACUGUUAUAUACACUACUGAUGGAGGAUCGGAAGAUUAUCUGAAAUGUGGAGCCGUACCUGACACAUACCCUACUGUCGAUUUUGGUCCAACUUCAGAAGAAAACAUCAAAGCAGCAUUCGAUGCGCAACGAAAAUACAUGCCUAAUGGGAGAGGACCUAUAGCGAAUUCAGAGUUCUACCCAGGAUGGUUCGUGCUUUGGGGACAAAAAUCCGCUAAUGUCCCAACAGUUGAUGAUAUAAUGAAAUCGGCAAAGUAUAUGUACAGCCUGGGAGCAAGUUUCAACUUCUACAUGAUCCAUGGUGGAACCAACUUUGCCUUUUGGAAUGGAGCUUCUACAAACGCUCCA